This is a messenger RNA of Chelonia mydas (Green sea turtle), 3524 nucleotides long. RefSeq names its product secretion regulating guanine nucleotide exchange factor (gene SERGEF). The coding region runs from base 156 to 1199 and encodes 347 amino acids. NCBI's taxonomy places the organism in Eukaryota, Metazoa, Chordata, Testudines, Cheloniidae. The record is from RefSeq and is a predicted model, not a curated record. The transcript is spliced from 10 exons.
CGGGUGGCCCUGGGUGAAAAGAAGCAGCGAGCGCUCGGCUACCUGUAGCCCAGCCAAGCUCCCCGCCCCGUCCUCUCCACCCGAGCGCUGCCCCGGCGCAGGCGGGGCUUCAGGCGGGAAGGGGCCGGGCUGCGCGGGGCCGCCGGGUUGGGCCCAUGGAGGCGGCGCGGGCGCUGUUUGCUUGGGGUGCAAACAGCUAUGGGCAGCUCGGCCUUGGUCAUAAAGAGGAUGUGCUGUUGCCCCAGUCUCUGAAAGAUUUUUCCUGCAAACAUCAAAACAUUAAGAGCAUUGCUGGAGGAGGAGGACACUCUGCAGUUAUUACUGGUGCAGGAGAACUCUUUGUAUGUGGCCAAAACAAAGGAGGACAAUUGGGACUCAAUCACACUGAGGAUGUCCUGUGUUUUACUUCAUGCACUGCGCUGUCUAGUGUUUGUGUGAUACAAGUUGCCUGUGGUUGGGAUUUUACAAUCAUACUUACAGGAAAUGGCCAAGUUUUAUCCUGUGGGUCUAACUCUUUUGGACAACUAGGAGUCCCUCAAACUUCAGGAGGAUGCUUGAUUCCACAAAAGAUUGAGUCCCUCACAGAGAAGGUGGUGAAUGUUGCUGCAGGACUCAGACAUGCUCUUGCUGCUACAGAAAGCGGCAUGGUGUUCCAGUGGGGAACAGGCAUGGCUUCUUGGGCAAACCGGGCAAGCCAAGGGAAAAUGAUCCCAUCCUUCUUGACAGCAAAAGAACCUUGUAAAGUAACAGGUCUGGAAGAUGUAAAGGUGAAAAGAGUCACUGCCAGCUCCUACCAUUCAGUGUCACUUACAGAUGAAGGAGAAUUGUGUGUCUGGGGUAGCAACAAACACGGGCAGCUAGUGAGUAAAGAGACUUUUCUUGUUGAGCCCCAGAAAAUAGAUGCUCAUUUUUUCUCGGGUGAAAAGAUUGGAGCGGUCUGGAGUGGAUGGACACACGUAGUGGCACAAACAGAAACUGGCAAGGUCUUCACGUGGGGUAGAGCAGACUAUGGGCAACUCGGAAGGAGUGCAGUGGUUCACGAUGGACAAAGACAGGAGGUGCAGAGAUCAUCUGAAGAACAUGUGAAGCAGUUGUCUAAUGUGCCGGUUUCAGUGCCUUGCCUCGCUGGAGCAUCUGAGGCUUUAACCCCCUUCAGACAACAAGCCUUGAAACAGAGGACUCACAGGAUAUAUACAUAAAGUGGACAACACUUGAUCAUAUAUAACACGGCUACCACUUUGAAACAGCUCACUGGGUGCCAUUCCAAAAUGCAUCUGUCUCAGCCACUGACAUCUUUUCCUUCAGAAAACAGCUUGCAGUGUGUGCAUUUCUGGGCUUUAACAAAACACCCAAUGUACCAUAAAAGCUUAAAUGCCAGGUAAAUGUGUGGCUUGUCUUCAGGGUCUUUCCUCUUGUUUCAUUGUCACUGACAGCAGAGCUCAUGCGGUAGGAGCAGGGCAAGGUGAGACUGUAUGCUGUCUGAGCCUGACCUUCUGAAGAAUGACCAUGCACAGUAUCUUCUGGCAGAGGCAUGGGAAAUCUGCAUCUCUGUUAGUCACUCAGAGAAGCACUUUUCCCAUUCAUUUUAAAUGCCAGCUCAGUAGAGCUCUCUGAGUGGAGCUUUUUUCUUUUCUUUUCUUUUUUUUUUUUUUUUUUUGGAAAAGGCAGUCACAUGAUUAAAAACAAUAGCCCGCAGGGCCCAUGGUGGUGGUCUGAAUGGGCUCAAAAAGGUCAAAUUUUCAAACCUGUUUGCCUAAAGUUAGGCUCUGAAAUAGUGUUUAGGCACCUGAAUAAGUGGCCUGAUGGUAAAAAAAAAUUCUGAGCAACUCAGCAGCUGCCAUUGACUAUCCAUUUUUAAAAACAGGCCACUUAUUUUGGUGCCUAAAUAAUGUAUUUGGAGCCUAGCAUUAGGCACCUAAUUUUUAAAAAUCUUAGCCUAUGGCUCCCCAUUGCUCUGCAAGGAAUCAGGUCUCAUAAUAAUAAUAAUGUUCUCACACCUGCAAGUGGUUUCUCAAUGGAUGUGCAUUUAGGUCUCUCAGACAGCCAGUACAUUCUCUGGAAUUAGCCUUGCCUCAGGAUUUUAGUUAUUGGAUGAAAUUUUUCCAAUUGUGGUUACCAGAGCUCUUAUUCAGUACCUUUUGUACUGCUGUCUGGUGAAUGUCCGCCAUAAACUGGUUCGAACACUCUCCUGUCUGGAAUGGAUGCUGAAUUCUUCCCUGGCUUCCUUUUAUGGCACCAACAUAACAGUGAAAGGCGGUUGGAGACUGGAGAUUAAUCACAACAUUUAAUAGGUGUAGAGAAAGAUUCUCUGAAGUGGCAAAGUCUAUUGGCAUGAGCAGAAAGUUGGGAGUCAGGCUAUUUGAUUCCAGUGCUCUUCCAUUUUUGUAUGCAGGACAAGUCCAUCAACCUCUCUCUACCUCUGUUUCCCUGUCUAUAAAGUGGGUAUAACAAUAUUUGCUCUCCUUUUUGAACCACUUUCAGAUCCUCAGAUUAAAAGGAACUGAAGGGGAAAGUACUCAUCUUUUAAUUCUAACUUUUGGGUCAUGGGGCUUUGCAGUAAGUCCAUUGACCUUUACUCUCAUGAAGUAUGGAAUUGGCUUUCGUUUUCUGAAAAGAGAUGAGAGCAAAGCAUUCAAAUAUGUAUUUAACUUGUAGCAUCAAGUAUUAACUUUUAUUGGGUUACACUACUUUUGUGACAUUAUUUCAUGGGGAUGCUGUAAGUGGUUUCGGGUCGCCAAUGUAAAAAUUGGCAGAUUUUGUAGUCAAUGGAGGAGACCACCCAUGAAGUUAAAGGAGAUCAGUUGAAGUAAAAUCCUCCUUGUCAAUCAUUAUGAAAAUACAAUGGUAAUCUUAGACAAGAACUUGAGAAGGAACAGUUAUUACUGUGAAAGUGGCAUGGCCUGGUAAUUGAACCCAGAUCUCCUGAAUUGCCAGUCCAGUGCUGUAAUCACAAGACCAUCAUUCCUUAAUGCACUCUCUAUGAACAGGAAUGAUAUUUGUAUCAUAGGAACAGGAAGAAAUAAAUACACAGGCUACAAUUACUCAUGAGGUUGGAGGGAGAGAAAUAUUUUUGACAUUCUUGCCAGUAAUCGAGAGUGGCAUGUACCUAAACAUAGACUCUCUUCUGCUCUGAGCAGAUUGUAUUUUCCAGAAUUCAUGGUAUUCCCGAUCCCUUGAAUUAAUAAGAUGAACACUAGGGCCUUGCCUUUAGUUUUGGUGAGGCUGGUUUCAGGUUUCAUUUUAUAAAAAAACCCGAAUUUCACUGCCCUGUUUUCUCUCCCUAUUUAAAAAUUCUUCCGCUAAGCUCAUGAGCUUGUAUAAGUUUUUGUUUUCAUUUUUAUUAAGUGAGCUUGCUUGCUUAUGAAAAUUCUUCUUUAUCUUUCAUUGCUGAAGUAAAAAAGUGAUGUAUUUACAGUGUAUUUUAUUUGUAUACUGUUUUUAAUGUUCAUAUCUCAAACCCACUGAAUGUUGUUUGCCUUUUACAUUAAAAAUACAAUGCAGUGCAUAUAAAAAAAAUGGAAAAC